This is a messenger RNA of Caenorhabditis sp. 36 PRJEB53466, 1132 nucleotides long. The record is from the annotation of a GenBank genome assembly. NCBI's taxonomy places the organism in Eukaryota, Metazoa, Nematoda, Chromadorea, Rhabditida, Rhabditidae.
AUGACCGAUAGCAGCACACCGAAAGUCGAAGUGCCGUUGCGAUUCAAGGACGGAACGAUAACGAUCCGAGAGAUGUCGCUGCUCCAGUCGAGCACUCUUCUCGUGCGGGCGAUCGAAGGAUGGCAUUGUGAUUGGGAGGAGAACGGAGUCGUCCUCAACGAGCCGAUCGAUAUCCCGUUCGUGAAGGCCGCCGGGGAGUUCCUCUUCGAAAACGUUCACUGCUACGUGAACCCGCAAAAGUUGGAAAAAGAGCCGACACUGAGCGAUUACCCCGGAGCCCCGGAACUUCGUCUGGAGCUGGCCAAGCAAGUCAUCGAGGUAUGCCAUAGUUUUCAUGUGAAAAUGCUCAUCCUAUCCUUUUUCAGCUUGCCAACUACCUCGAGUACAGCGACUUUGUCGAGUGCAUGGGAUUCGUGAUCGCGCAGAAGAUCGAGAGGAUGCCAGUCAGGGAUAUCGCCAACUACAUGGGACUGCAGUACGUGGAGGACGACGGAUACGAUGAGGACUUCGAGUGGAUGCACCCGCAACUCAGACAGAAUGACCUCUGAUCUCCAAUUUGUCUUUCAAAGUUUUCGUUUAUCUGUAUGCAAGUGGUUUUUUUUUGAAUAAUAAACAGUCCAAGUUGAUCUGCGUGACCUUCAGUCUUUGUGUGAUAGUAGACUACUAUUAGUAGUACAGUUCGUGAAUUGCCAACGCUCCGGCGUUUUGCUCUUUGAAAAAAUGUUGAUCCUUCUCCUGAUGGUCUUCCGAACUUCUUCCUCAUUGACCACGUUCACUUUUUCCACGUCAUCAUCAUCCUUCUCCACAACUACUGAAACUCUGUCGAUAUAAUCGACUUCUCCUCCAACUGAAACCAGUCCGACACCCCGCCAGUUUCCAACUCGACAGAAAGAUCAAUGAUCUAUCAGAUGAUAUUCGACGCGUCGACUCGUUUCCGACCCGGUAACGAACGACACAUUUGAGAGAAACAGACAUUUGCAGACAGUUACCGGAAGGCGACGCUGGUAUUCGAGCAGGAUUAGGAGCUGUGCGACGAGAUAUUCCGAUGGCCAAGUCGGCAAUUUCUUGAACUCUGUCGGAUUGUUUGUGUUGCAGAGUGCUGUUUGUGGCGGGACAAGAAGAAGGCGCCUGA